GUAGCCUCGUCCAAUCAGAUCCGUGAAAACACGGCCAACAAACCCACCAACAACAACCUAACAGCUGAAGAAACAGACCGAGGACAGACCCAGCUAACAGAUGACGCCGCCAACCAACACGAUGCCAAACUCCAGAACGGCAAAGCACCAUCCACGGCGUGCGGAGAAGCGGAGGCGGAAGAUGGAGGACGAGGAAACUGCGUUCCCGCAGAGGAGAAAGAAAGCUCCAAUGACUCCACCUCUGGCAGCGGAGCUGUAACCAAUCAAAAGGAUGAAGCAGCACCAUCCAAAGCCAAUGACAACCAGGCUCCCACGAGGCACCGCGCCAAAGCUGGAGGCUCCAAACGGACGUGCAUUAAGAUCAUCACCAAAUCGCCAAAGGGCGACUGCUACGCACCUUCGAACGCGACGGUGGAGAUCGUCCCGGCCACCGAGAGGCAGAACCAUGUGGCGAGGAAGAUCGUGAAGAUGACCAAGCAGCCACCCAAGAAGAAAAAAGCACCAUCCUCUCGGGAAAAGAAGGUGACGCGCACCAUCAUGGCCAUCCUGGUGGCGUUCGUGGCUACUUGGACGCCAUACAACGUGAUGGUCCUCAUCAACACCUUCUGCUCCAGCUGCAUUCCCAACACUGUGUGGACCAUCGGAUACUGGCUCUGCUACAUCAACAGC
Molecule: messenger RNA, 669 nt
Organism: Sinocyclocheilus anshuiensis
Lineage: Eukaryota; Metazoa; Chordata; Actinopteri; Cypriniformes; Cyprinidae
Product: muscarinic acetylcholine receptor M2-like
Exons: 1
Biological process (GO): positive regulation of MAPK cascade; regulation of heart contraction; adenylate cyclase-activating adrenergic receptor signaling pathway
Cellular component (GO): plasma membrane
Molecular function (GO): G protein-coupled acetylcholine receptor activity
Source: RefSeq, a predicted model, not a curated record